GUGGCGCUGCGCACUCAGAACAAGAUGGCCUGACUGAAACACGCUAACCGGCGGGAGCCAGCUUUUUAACAUAAACGAUGGCUACUGAAAACUCUCAAAAUACGUUUACAUGCCAGUUGUGUGGUUUGAGUACUGCGUUUACUUACUACGGCCAGAAACCACCGAACACCAGAGCCAUCGUGUUGCUUGAGGAGUGUUUUGUGACUAAAGAUCCGUUCAGUCCGGACAAGGAGAAGUUCCUGGUGUUGGGUUCUAMCUGCACUUUGUGCAGGAAGUGUGUCUGUGUUGGAUCGGACUGCAGUCUGUUCUACACCAGGCGGUUCUGCCUGCAGUGCGUGAACCAGCACCUGGACCAGUUCCCCCUUCAGAUUCGGGCCGAGCUGGCGAAGAAGUCGUCGAGCUCAAAGCCCGCCGUCUUGUGACACGGCGAGAUCCACGACGCGCUCGGCCGACCGCAGACAAAGCUUUAUGCACGUUUGAUGGUAAAUGAAGCAGAGCUGUGAAAGCGUAAAAGUGUUUUCACUGUGGCGCAAAAAAAAAAACAAGACUAUUUGCAUUAUUUUGCAUUUGAAAGUUUUUCUUUAGUUCAUUGUUUUGUAACACAGUUUUAGAAUUAUCUGUAUUAUUCCCCCCAAAACCUCAGUAAAACUGCAACAAAUAUACUUAUGCUAAUAUA
This is a messenger RNA of Austrofundulus limnaeus, 676 nucleotides long. RefSeq names its product cysteine rich DPF motif domain containing 1 (gene cdpf1). The transcript is spliced from 3 exons. Bases 78 to 422 code for a protein of 114 amino acids. Lineage: Eukaryota; Metazoa; Chordata; Actinopteri; Cyprinodontiformes; Rivulidae. The record is from RefSeq and is a predicted model, not a curated record.